Molecule: messenger RNA, 3576 nt
Organism: Peniophora sp. CBMAI 1063
Lineage: Eukaryota; Fungi; Basidiomycota; Agaricomycetes; Russulales; Peniophoraceae
Source: the annotation of a GenBank genome assembly
AUGUACGCGCCCCAAGUUCACCGACCAGUCGACCCCCGCGCAUACCCGACACACCAUGCAUAUCCAACACAACCUGCUCAACCAGCCUACUACGCUGCACAGCAGCCCGCACCAGUCCCCGCAUACUCGUACGCUGCGCAAUCUCAGCAGCACUACGCCCAGCCGUCAUAUGCCUCGGCCAAUCCCACACCAACCUCGGCUGCGUCCAACCAGUCAUACCCGUCCUACCCGGCUCCAGCUGCUGCGCCUCCAGGUGUCGAUCCACAACGCUGGCAGCAGGGCAAGUGGAGAUAUACAGGCGCAGGGCCGGCCAAGGCGGCUGCCGCUCCACCUCAGGACGUAGGCUACAACGUCGCGUCCAGCUGGGGUGUCCCCCAGCACUAUUAUCCAUCGAACAAGGUGCACAAGCCCAAGGACCCAUCCUACUGGGCCACCGCAAUUUCCGAUAAUGGCCUCAAGCUCGAGAACAUGGACAAUCCCGCGAAAUCCUCCCCAUUCGACGGACCGCGGGAAACCGGAGCGACACGCGCGCACAAACCUCCGCCUCCGACACCUUGGGUCUGGGAACCUGCUCUGCCCGGCGAAGAUGACGGGCGUCAAGCGUCUUCUUCGUCUUCGAGGUCUGCCGAUCGUGCACAAGCCCUUGCACAGCAUCGCGAAGCCUUUCACGCCCAGAAGGCCGCAGGCGCUUCAUCAUCUCAAUCAAAGGCGAGGGAGGAGACGAUCUUGCCAGUUGAGGACCCCGCAUCGCGCCGCGCUCGGGAGAACGCGGCGCGGAUGGCACCAGGCGGCGCUGGUACAUCAGCAUCAGCACAGGCUGCCGCACAGCAGACAGAUGUAUCGCGGUCAGCGCAGACGAACGGCUAUUCAAGCGCAUCUAGGCCUUCGGCGCACAACUCCGCGUCCGGCCAAGCCGCGGCGUCUACCCGCCCCGCGGACGCCUCGAGGCCGAAUGGCAGCACUUCUCAAUCUCAGCAAUUGCAUGCCCGCGAUAUGCAGCGCUCACACACGUUGCCGGCCCCCGUAGCGUCGCGACCCGGAGAGCGCGAGUCGAAGGAACAGGCCGAAGCGCGCGAGCUACGCACGACGUUUUCGCCUGGUAUCGUGCGCACUCCUGCGGAUUACCCCCGUCGGAAGGGCGAGGGUGGUGACACACCGCGCGCAUCGGCGUCGGCUGGGUUGAGCACGAGCAGUAAUCGCGCUGUGGGACGAUCGCAGACUAUGCCGGAUGUUGCAGCACAGCCCGUCGCGCAUGCGAGCUCGGCGCAGCCACAACGCGUCGGGCAGCAUAGUUCGAUGCCCACCGCACAGAGUCAGAGCAAUACGCGCCCGCUCGGUCAGCACAGCUCGAUGCCCGCCGCAGGGCCAGCCGAACGCGCGCCGAUGCGACGCUUCACGGUCGACUCGGGCUCAGACUCGACUGAGAGAGCACAUGCCACGAAGCCGAAGAUCGGCACUGCGUUCACCAAGUUGCAACACUUUGCCGAUGAGCCUGGCGCCGCGGGCAUGCUCAGUCCACUGCUCGACUCGAACCCAUCAUUAUUCUCCAGUAGCUCCUCAAGCUCGGGGAGCUCAACAGUCAGUGCCGGAAGCACCGUCCGAGACGAACCGCAAUCAGCAUCUUCAUCUGCGGCUCCAAGUCGACGACCGAGCGUCGACUAUGCUGACGCCAGUCAUGCGGGAGCCAGGACACCACACAGGAACACCACUAAUGGUGUCGUAGCCAUGAACGGCAUGGACGGGCGUCGGCCCAGUGUGGACAGAGAACAUCCAGCCGUCAGCAGGGAACCGAGUGGCAGCCGCGCUGUUAGCCGCGAGCCGAGCAUGCAGCCUACAGAUCGCAGGCGGGAGCCUAGCGCUCAGCCUCUGGACCGAAGGCGCGAGCCCAGUGUGCAGCCCACUGGACGCGGGAGUCACGGUCGCGAUCAGGAGACACAGAGGCAGCCCAGCUUCGGGGAUCCGUACCGUCGUGACCAGGCUCAUGCGGCUCAAGCUCAAGCUCAGGUGGCUCAGGUUCAGACUCAGGCUUCUCAGUCCCGCGAGCAGGAAAGGGAGAGUGAUCGGGAGGACGGGUAUCACACGGAGCGGAAUCGUAUACGGCCGAGCCCGAGAGAGAGGGAGCGCGAGAAGGAGCGCGAUCGGGAACGAGAGCAGCGGGAAAGUGAUCGCGAGCGAAGUUACCGUGAACGCAGUGAACGCGAACGCGGUCGGUAUGGCGAUCGUGAGCGCGACCGUUCACGUGCACGCGAGAGUGGAGGAAGGCGUGCGAGCUCGAGACAACCGACGAGUCCUACGAACGGUUACUACACGUCACCCAAUAGCGUCGAGCGCUCAAAGUCGGGGGACAGUGGCUUCGUCCCCAGCCCUAUAUCGCAGUCAGUAUCACACCAGAGCACACCUAACUCCUCGCGCUAUGGUACGCCUGCGUCGGCUCGUCAACGCACACCAUCAUCUACGCGCGGAUCAAACCCGCCUAGUCUCCAACCAUCGCCAAAUCGACCAACCUUCCCGUCAGUACCGUAUGCCCCGGCUCAACAGCAACAACAGGCGACAACGAAUCAUACACCUCCUCAGGCGUACCAUCCGGGACAGGUUCAGCAGUCAUCCCAGAGUCAUACUCGAAGCGCGUCGCACCAGGUUCCUGCCCAGACUGUACCGGCGGUCUCUCAACCCCAGUCGCAUCAUCGCUCGGCCUCUCAGCAGCCCCAGUACUCCCAGACGUCGGCGCAGUACGCACAAGCGCAGCCUCAGUACCAAAGCGCCUCGACCCAUGCUCAGCAGUAUAGCUCGGCUCGCGCGAAGACUCCAUCGCCUCAAGUUUAUGCGAAUACUACUCCGGCGAAAGCUACUCCGCCCACUCAGGCUUAUUCGUAUCCUACACCUGCGGCUACUCCAGCUGGGACACCAGGCGCUACUCAGCCUACGAGUUCUGCAUCCGCACAGGCGAGCGCAGCCGCGGCGACAUAUCAAGACCCGCGCUACGGCCAUAGUACCCAACCGAACGGCUACUCAACGCAUUCGCGCUCGCACUCCGGUAAUCCAGCAGUGCCGGCCACGACGCAGCCUGUCUCGUCUGCCAGCGCCGCCGCCGCCGCUCACCAGCAGUCGCGUCAUCGUCAGACAUCCGGCGAGAUGGCCGCGGCAUCGACGACCAAAUACUCGACGCCGACACGUAACACCGCGACCGCGGCUGCGACAAACCACUAUCACACCAACGCCACACCAACGCCGCAACAGGCCCAGCGCUCUAACUCGGGUGGCCAGACGGCCGCGCAUACUGCUCAGUACUCGGCUACACCCACACCGUACCGUCCGUCCGCAGCCCAGACUUCGUCGAGAAGCGCCGCUCCGCGUGUUCGUCGUGGAUAUUGGAACCGUCGUGGCGAUUAUUUGACGCCUGAGGGGUACAUUGUUCGCGCGCCGUACGGCCGCCAGUACCCGUCUGAGCUCGAUCGCUAUCCCGAUGGCGACCGCCACUUCCGCAAUCACCAUGGCAAAGAGGCCAAGGACCCGCGCUAUCAGGAGCUUGCCAACGGCAGCGCUCAGUACGACCAAUACAUCCAGUAUUAUUCAUAG